AUGGCCCUACUGAAAUCUAAGACCACUGAAAUACCCCAAGAUGCUGUAGUCCUCAGUGAAAAAGAAGCGGUAAAAUAUCAACUAGAUAUCAUAAAAAAUUGGCCUAAAACGUCUCAAGUAUUUUGCUUGAAAUAUGGCCCUCAUAUUCUGGCAGGAGCAUCCUUACUAACCGGCGCCUAUUACAACAACUAUUUCAGGCGCAAAUUUAUGCUGGGCCAUUACGGAAGAAUGGCCACAUACUUGCCUAUAUGCUUUGUUCCUCUGACUCUAUCGGCAAUAUUGCAUACAGAAUUGGUAGUUAAAGAUGUUCUUUUAAUGAAAUCCUAUACUUGUCCUGUUUGUUUGCAAUCAAGAGCGGCAGCUUUACAAGCAAUCAUUGGAGGAAUUUAUCCUUUGAUUAUGGCACCUAUAGGGUGCUCAGUGUUGGCUGUAAGAUAUGUAACUUAUGAUAUGCCAUACAUUACAGAUAGCCCGAAGCAAGUUUUUAAUAUUUACAGUAAAAUGUUAAGCAAAAUACAAACAAAGACGCUGUAUUGGUUUAUAGCACAAGCAUUCUUAGCUUCAAUUAUUACGCAUUUUGAAGUGAAGAAUUUGUUCACGAUAACCACAGAGCUUAGAAAACAAGAAGAAAAAGCUUUGUGGAAUUGA
This is a messenger RNA of Ceutorhynchus assimilis (cabbage seed weevil), 648 nucleotides long. The record is from the annotation of a GenBank genome assembly. Lineage: Eukaryota; Metazoa; Arthropoda; Insecta; Coleoptera; Curculionidae.